This is a messenger RNA of Gadus chalcogrammus (walleye pollock), 1231 nucleotides long. RefSeq names its product iodothyronine deiodinase 1 (gene dio1). NCBI's taxonomy places the organism in Eukaryota, Metazoa, Chordata, Actinopteri, Gadiformes, Gadidae. The record is from RefSeq and is a predicted model, not a curated record. Gene Ontology annotation, molecular function: thyroxine 5'-deiodinase activity. The transcript has 4 exons.
ACAACUUGCUCAAAGGGGACAUGGGUGCAUCAUCGAGAACAAGCCAGCCUAUAUCGUGAUGUUACUUUAGUCAAAGAUGUUUUAAACGAAGACAUUUUUUUUAAUUCCGAGCAAACAAACUGUAAAACUGUUACGGUAAGAAAUGGUAUUGAUAAAAACGGAGUAGGCCUCAAAAACAGAACGAUACUAUAGUCAUGUUGCGCUUUUGUUAGUGCAAAUGCAUUUUUCAAUGGUUAUAGUCAAAAUAAUGUUAAUUUUUAUUUUCUUUGCGCGCAUAAUUUAAACAUUACGGUACAAUAAUAAAGACUGGAGGGGCUGGGCCAAGUUUUCGUCUGAAAGUUUCGCGAGUGUGGUUAAACUACAACCGUGACUCUAGCGUUCUUGGUGCAAGGGUCCCAACCAUACCUGAAAAAGAGACAAUGAUUUUACAAAAACUGUGGAUUUAUCUCUCCCUGGGAUGUCUUUUCUUUGGCCAGAUUUUAACCGUUUUCGUCAUUCGCGUUCUUUAUUUGGUUUGGCCAGCUCUGGCCAAAAAACUUGUGCUUAAAAUGGGCGAGCAGUGCACCAUGACCCAAAAUCCCAAAUUCAGGUUUGAAGAUUGGGGUCCUUCGUUUACGACGUUAACCUCCCUCAAAACUAUAUUCAAUCACCUUUGGCUCUCUCUUGGUCAAGAAGCUUUUGUGGGUUGGGACGCUCCAGACUCACAGGUUGUUACUUUGGAGGGCAAUACAUCAACCAUACUGAAGCACUUGAAUGGGAACAGACCACUUGUUCUGAGUUUCGGAAGUUGUACCUGACCCCCAUUUCUGUUCAAACUUGAUGAGUUCAAGGAACUUGUCAAGGACUACAGAGAUGUGGCAGACUUCCUAGUUGUCUACAUCGCUGAAGCUCACGCAACUGACGGUUGGGCAUUCGUUAACAACGUGGAAAUCAAGCGACACCAGACGCUGGGCGACAGGCUGGUGGCUGCCCAGACUCUAGUGGACCUUGAGCCAGGCUGUCCGGUGGUGGUGGACGACAUGAGCGACGUCACCGCCUGCAAGUACGGCUCUCUCCCCGAGAGGCUGUAUGUACUGCAGGCCGGCAAGGUGGUCUAUGAGGGCAGUAAAGGACCUUGGGGAUACUUCCCGUCUGAGGUUCGAACCUUCCUGGAGAAGAUGAAUUAGACACACACACACACACACACACACACACACACACACACACACACACACACACACACACACACACA